UCUUUUUCCAGCAUUAGUCGUUUCGAUCAGCUCAUCCCAAUCACAUACACCAUUGGGCUCUCCCUCAGAAUAUUUAGUGAGCCCCGCGAUUCUGUUGAAACGCAAAUUUUGUUCUUGAUCUCAUUAUCCUGAUCGUCCUAUUUGCGAAUAUUUAUUGUCAACUAUGAUAAGCAAAACGAUCCUGUGGUGUGCUUUGGUGGGUAGUGUUUUAUCAGCCCGCCUGGACAACCUUUAUGGAGCUCCUGCCCCACCUGGUGCUAGCCGAGGCAGUGGAGGUGAUGGAAAUUUCUUGAAUGCCCCUCGUCAGGACACACAAUUCGGUGGGGCACCCUCGAAUCAGUAUCUGCCUCCCACUGGCCAGGCUAGCAACCAGGGUGGAUAUGCUUCGGUGGCACCUCUGGGUGGAAACCAGGGUCGGGGACAAGACCAGUUUGGAUUCAGUGGCCAGCAGCCUCAACAACAGCCCCAAUCCUAUGGUGGUCAACCUGGAGGUGGAUUCCAGGGAGGAUUCCAGCAAUCUCGCACCACCCCAAUCCCGAUCCUGCGAUAUGAAAACGUGAACAACGGUGAUGGCAGCUAUCGGUUCGAUUACGCCACCGGUAAUGGAAUCCAGCACAAGGAAGAGGGAUACAAUCGCAAAAUCGGACCGGAGCUGGGAGAACAGAUCGUUUCCGGAGGAUACUCCUACACCGGGCCGGAUGGUAAGCUGUACAGCGUGCAGUACAAGGCCGAUGCCGGAGGUUUCCAGCCGGUGGGAGAUCAUCUGCCCACUCCACCACCACUGCCACAGGAGUUGCAAGAAGCCUACAAUCUGCACGCCAAACUGUACGCCGAAGCUGCCGCUCGACCAAAGAACCCAGCAUUCCAAGGCCCACAAACUUACAGCCAGCAGCAACCGAGCCAACAGUACGGAGCUCCCCAGACUCAGUACCAGGCGCCUAGCCAACAAUACGGAGCCCCUCAACAGCAGCAGCAGCCCCAAUAUCAACAGGCACCUCAACCGCAGCAAUUCCAAAGCCCUGCUGCCUCAGUUCAAGGCUAUCAGUCGGCUCCAUCGAACCAGUACUUGCCACCCACCAGCCGGCAGCAAAGUUUUAACCCACAAUCUGGAUACCGGUAUUGAGCCCCCCCCGCCCUUGGCCAAGCUCCCCCAACUGCCUGCCCUACCAUGACCCACCUCGAAACGCCUUAAACCAAACCAAGCUUCCACAAAAAAAAACCUAUCGAGGUGACCAGACCGCUAAUCUGGAACACGACUCUCAGCCGCUGACAAUACAACAAUGGAACAAUUUGCAACGAUAUGAUGCGUUAUCGAUAGGCGAUAAAUUAGCAAACGAUGAUCCAAAGUGAAAAUCUGCGCCAUGUCAAAACGCAUCAUUGAUCAGCAAGCGCAACGCAUCGAACAAUAGGACAAAGCUUUAGAUACAAAACUGAAAUGCUGCCUCGUCUCUUAAGGCGGUUGGUUGGUUGCUGCAUAUCGUCGUCUCUUCAUGCGGAUUGGGUUGUAUCAUCAUUAGCGUAGCAUUAAUUUUCUUACCGACCGUGAAUCAUAGCAUGUACAGAUACAGCAAGCACAAAGAUGAACGCAAUAAAAAAAAAUGCGAAACCAGUGAAA
Molecule: messenger RNA, 1615 nt
Organism: Aedes aegypti (yellow fever mosquito)
Lineage: Eukaryota; Metazoa; Arthropoda; Insecta; Diptera; Culicidae
Product: pupal cuticle protein 36a
Exons: 4
Coding region: 164-1123 (319 amino acids)
Cellular component (GO): chitin-based extracellular matrix
Molecular function (GO): structural constituent of chitin-based larval cuticle
Source: RefSeq, a predicted model, not a curated record